This is a messenger RNA of Helobdella robusta, 708 nucleotides long. RefSeq lists its product as hypothetical. The record is from RefSeq and is a predicted model, not a curated record. Bases 1 to 708 code for a protein of 235 amino acids. The transcript has 2 exons. NCBI's taxonomy places the organism in Eukaryota, Metazoa, Annelida, Clitellata, Rhynchobdellida, Glossiphoniidae.
AUGGUUGACGUAACAAGGGUCAUACCUACCAAAAGAUCGUUAAAAGCUGCUAACAACACAGAGAUUUCAAUGAAGGGAGAAAUGGAACUUUGGAUAAAAAUUGAUGGAUUUUCUAAACUUGCUUCUGUCCUUAUAUCAGACCACGUGUCAAAAAUUAUCUUGGGUUUAGAUUGGCUGGCAAACAAUAAAGUCUCAUGGAAGUUUUACGAAGUACGGAUUAUUGUGGGUAGCAAAAAUAGAAUACCGAAGUUAGUCACUAAGGAUCGUCAAAUGGACGAUUGUGCCAAAUUUACUCCAGUGUGGAAGUGCAAAAAUUCCGGCACGAGCGGAAUUAGAUAUUGCGUAUGUUCGAAAGCAAGGCAAGUGAAUUCGGGCGUAUAUGUUGCUAGGACGCUGCUUUCGAUGAAAUACGAUGGUCAAUGCAUAAGGGUAUUAAACUUAAAUUACGAACCCAGUUUGUUUAAACAGGGAACGCGGUUGUCCGAUCUUUUAGGGGCCACGGUGAAAAAUAAGUUAGAUCAACGACCUCAACAGGAGAAUCCAGCUAACGUCAAAACUAUAAUUAACGAAUUUACUAGAGAUGCCCCGAAGAAUGAAGACAGUGGAUCAAAGAAGAUAGUGAGUUGCCCAUCGAGACAACAGGCAUCGCUGUACCGACGAGAAGAAGGGAAAGAAAGAGAUCGUCCAGAUGGGGCCCGGAGAAACUAA